Messenger RNA from Xyrichtys novacula (pearly razorfish), 25890 nucleotides. Lineage: Eukaryota; Metazoa; Chordata; Actinopteri; Labriformes; Labridae. The record is from the annotation of a GenBank genome assembly.
UUUACCACAGUGCAUUGGAUAAGUGAGAGCAGGUGACCGUUAGUAACCUUUUCGCAACUCUCGCGAUACUUCUGAGCGGAAGAGUCGACCGUUCCUUCGUAGUCAACUGGAGCCGCUUAUGUUGUAGAGCCACCAAUAACCGACGACAGCUUUGGACGACAGGAGGAGAGCGAACUGUUUGUUUGUGAGUUUACCAACCAAACGGGAGCUUAUACUUGUUUGUCUGCGAACAAACGCCCCCCCUUUGUCUGUACGGAGACGAGGCAAGUGUUUUCAUGUUGGACAAUUUACAGUAUUUGCGGGGAGACUUCCAACUGGCGGAUCGCAUCAGUUCGCCCGGAGGGUCAUCGUCAGAGACGACACCCUCUGCUCCGUCAGCGUACACUGUGUAGAAAAUGACCGGAGAGAAGAUCCGCUCCCUGCGCAAGGACCACAGACCGAGCAAGGACGAGGAUCUACUGGAGCCGGACGAGGAGGCUGCUACUGGGACGUUCACCGCCUCCAAGACGAACAACAAGAGCAGAGCGAGUAAAAUCUUCAGCAAUCACAAGUUAAUUAAAUCUUCAUCCACACAACAGCAACAGCAGAACCAGCAGUCCCAGAUUAAUGCGAACACUAACACACUGUCAUCAUCAGACCUCAUCGAUGACAAUAACAAAAACCCAAUCAUCAGAACCGGGCAGGACUUCCCGGUCCAUGAGUGUGUGUUUAAAGGAGAUGUCCGGCGCCUGUCAUCACUCAUACGAACGCAGAAUAUCGCUCAGAAAGACGUCCAUGGUGAGUGUGACAGCUUUCUUUCUCUGAAAGCACUAUCCCCUAACCUAUCAUGAUCAUUAAUCCACAUAUUUGAAGGUGCACUGAAGCUUAGAUCUAGUUUGCUAACAGGCCAUCAGUCAAUGGAAGCACAAAUAGGCGAGGCUUCUCCCUACCACAGGCCUGGAUAACUCAUCCCAAAAACGACAAAUACACUGAUUCCACUACCUUCCAUAUGUAGUUCCCCUAAGUGUGUAAGAUUGGCCAUUUCAUCAGAGGCUUUAACCCCCCUCUGCUAAAACUUUAAGAUGUAGUGUAGUCACAUAAUCUCUCCCAAAUAAGUCUUUUUGCGAGGAGGACUGUGUAUGAGAGAUUGUUUUAGGAGACUGAUAUCAUCCCCCCUGCAGUGCAAAGUCUGCUUAGAUAACAUAACACCAGCGUUUUUAAGGAAUCCCUCCCUGAAGUGACACAAGUUUAGGGCUGUAAUGUUCUUAUUCAUCUGCCAAAACAAAAGAUGGCCUGUGCUUGUACUUGGGCUUAUUGUAAGCCCUGGAAUGUGGUUUGACCUCUGGCAUAAUUUAAUAAAACCUGGUGUAGACAGGGCACCUGCCUCCUGCUAUCGUGAGCUUCUAUUGUUUAAAGAGUUUUUCUUAUUUUUUUGAUACUUUCUGUGGCUCAGUGGAAGAAGUUUUUCUGUGUAUCUGCACAUUUGUUGAGCUGAAACCUGAUACAGAAUUAAACCAGACUAUCAGCAAUACCAGUUAAAGUGAAAUAUGAACAACCCUAUUGAAUUUGAUGACUUGUCUAACAUGAGCCACACCUAGGAGGUAAAGGUUUACAGUAAAUGACUGCCUUCUGUAUGUGCAGUGUCAUCAAAUCAAUGACCUGUCACAUACUGAAAAGACUUGACCGUGAUUUUAUUGUCAGCAAACUAUGUGUUUCACCUGGAGCUUGCCAGGUCCACCAAUUACAAUCAAAUAACAAAAACACAAGACAGAAAAGGUAUCAAAAUAAAAGCACAUUUUUUGAUAUUUUGAUAUGUUUUCUGUCUUUCUUUAAGCUUGCUUUUGUUCCUGCUUUAAACUACAAUAUAUGUAUAUGUAUAGUUAGUAUCCUCAUUGGAAAUGGAAGACUAACAUGUAAGAACUGCAGCUGAUUUAGUGGCAACAGUAAAUGACUUUAUGCAGUUGUUACAGUUGGCGCCUCUGUUGCUCCACUGCCCUACCUCCGCAGUUUAUCACAAAGUGAAGUGGGACUACUGGCUGAUCCUUAGCUUGUGUUUUCACUCACAUCAGGACUUCUACAGGGCUGGCCUUUUUUACUUUGGAUGCUUGCCCACCACUCUCCUCCAGGAAGAGAAGCCUGAAGAAGCUGACAGGGCAUGUUGGCUUCCUCUUGAGGGAUUUUCCAAAUGCUUAUAAGGCAUAUUUUUGAUCCUGGGAAGAAAACCUGAGCCCAUCCAAAUCUGGCUCCAAUGUUAUUUUCUCUGGAUGCUUUUUUUUUCCUUUUGUUAAAUCAUUCAGUGUACGUCAUGUUUGUUUAUAUGCCAUAUCCAAGUUGGUUUAAUUCCAUCUUUUCUCUGUGGUGCAGAAGGUUAAUGGACUGUUAUAUUGCACGUCACAGUAGGAGCACAGAAAAGAGGCAAAUACUUGCCGUAUCAUUUCAGAUUCAGUGGACUCUGCCUCUCAGUUGAAACCUCUAAUUGACUCUGAAUGUGACAGUCUUGAAAGAACAUUGCUUAUCACAGAGUCUUUUUUAUUAUUGUGAUAACCGAAUUCAUUUAACUGAACUUUUUUUUGUCUUUCUGUAGGAAACACACCGCUGCAUCUGGCUGUCAUGAUGGGACACAAAGGUGAGCUAUUUUCAAUGAUUUACCUCAAUGUAGUUUAUUUUUGUCCCGCUGCUAAUGUGGCUUUUCUGAACACACCCCUGCGUGUCUUUUUGCGUGUGUACCUGCUUUAUUUGUGUGUUUUUGUGUGCAUAAUUUGUGUUACGUGUGCGUUUGUCUGGUUGGCACCACCAGACAUUUGUCACAGAGCAUCACGUAGAUCCCAGACAGCAUGGUGCUCAUGCAUGAAUAAAGAGACAGUGUGUUUGGGUUUUUGCUCGGUGAAAACAAGGAUUGAGCAAGAAAAUAAAAUCAAUUUUCUUUUUAAUACAUUUAUAGAAAAUAGUGGAAUAGAUUUGAUUAGUGGGGAUUAGAUAAAGAUGACACAGCAAGAAAUACGAUCCCCACUGUGGUUUCAGUUUCUUGUUCAGAGAAAUGUUCCACCACUGGCUCAAUGACUUCAAAUCUGGCAAAUGAGAUAAUUAGCUUAGAUUAUACAAUCCAUUAACAACUGCACAUUAUUUGAGUUACUCAGUUUUAGUUUUAUGUGACAAAAUUGAGACAUAUGAUUCUGAUUUUUGGCUUGUUUUACACACACAUAAUAGAGCACUUUUCUUUUAAACAAAAUCCCCUGAAAUGUGAUGUAAGCUGUGUUUUUGUAUAUAACACAUUCCAGUCAAAAGAGUCAGUUUGACGUAUUUGUUGGUUAUGUCAGGGUGUAUCAAAGCUCUGUAGAAGACUUCACAUGAAUUUGUUUUUAGCUGAAAGCAUGUGCAUUAAAUAUUGAUACACUGCCCCUUUAAUAUCAGAAGGAGACCUAAGAACAUGCUUUUUAAAAAUUAAUCCUUGUUUUUACAGUGGGCUUUCAGAGAAGCAUUGGGUUACUCAUUUGGCACGUUUCCAUUUGUUUAGCAACUGUCUUUCGAGCGCAGGUUUCAAUUGAUUCCACAUUGGCAGAGUUCAAAUCCUGCCACCGGAGUAAAGGCCCUGCAGCUGCUUAUCGGUGAUAGAGACUGUGACAGGGUGAAGUGUAGUGGAUGGGAUGCUAUAGGGUUGAUUGGGCUAAUGAGGUUGCCCUAUCUCCUGCCUGAGCAGCCUCCCGUUCUCCUGGGAUGCUCAGACCAGACAGGCUGAAGGCUACAGCAUGAGAUCAUAGUCUGGGUGUGGCUGGCCUGUUGGGAUGGAGGGGACAAGGCCCUCUCUGUGUACAGCUGAGUGUCUGUGUUAUGUACAAGGCUGGCACUGACUGAUAUGUAUCUGCAGUCCCGUGAAUUUGAGUCUCGGCUGUUGAACAGGUGAGGAAUACAGUCUAACAAACAGAGCAUAGAAUAUACUGGGUAUGUGUUCCUGCAAAUGGCAAGAAAUAAAACACUGAGGAGUGAGUGUGAUUUAAAGUGCAAGUUAAAUUAACAUUAGUCCAAGAAGAACCAUCUGCACAGCAGUGUGCACUUGUGCUUUUUUGAGACACUCAGGCUCUUAUGAUUAUUACAACAGAGCAAAAGCUCAUCAAGUCAUAAUGCAUUAUCCACACUUAUUUUGUAGGAACAACGUAUUGUGCCGACUUUCUGCUGCCAGAGCAGCAACACUUCAUACACUGCUGCUGUAACUGAAGAAUUUCCCAGCCAUUCAUUAAUCUGCCAUCUGUUAUUUUUCUCAUUUUAUUGCUUGAAAUCUCUUGGACCUCUUCAUAUAUUUUGCCUUGUGUUACCAACACUCCACACACCAAAUGUGCACAAUUUAAAAAUAUAAAAAUGUUCACAUUCAAAAAGAUGUAAUCAAAUCAUUUCAGGGUAUUUGAUGUGAAAAUGACUGUGAUGUUCCAAGACUCUCAAAACUUGCUUUUUCUUUUCUUUUACUAAAAACAUUUUGUCACAACUCGAGAAAAGACGUACAACAGUAAAUGUGGUAAAAACUGGAAUGUCGAGUCAAUAAACCAACCAUGGUGCAUUUUUCACUGACAUAAAAAUGCAGGAGGUCCCUGUAUGACACAUAAAUGAAAGUGUGUCCUCAACAUGUUCCCUGGAAUUUAGGUUCUUAAGAGAUUAAACCUUAAAACGUGGUUAUACAAACAUUUUAGAUAUGACUCCAUGGUUUAAGUUAUAAGAUUGAGACUUUUUUCUCCCAAGGCUUUGUUUUUGUUGUACCUCUUGAAAGGAAUGAAACCCUUCUGUUUUUGUCCAGUAGUUGUUUCAUGUAUUCCCACUGCUGCAUAGAUAAAAUAAUGACUUAUUAAGAUUUGGUCUUAUGAGCACAAUAUAGUAACUCAGUGAGUGGUAGGUGGCAAUUUGUCUGCCUGGCAGGGUUAGUCUUCAUUAAAAGGCAAAGUUCCUCAUUUGGUCACAUUUUUACUUUGAGAGAGGAGUCCAACAAAUCAAGAGUGGCAGUAGAAGUCUUUUUAAGUAUAGUGAUAUUAAUUUUGUCAGGAGGAAAAAAUCACAGUGGUGGUCUUUGCCUCGGAGUUUGUCUAAUUUGGUCACUGAGUAUGUGAUCGAUGGCAAGGAAGUGAGUGGAAAAGUUUUUUUACUUAUGUACUGGUGCCAGAUGAGAACGGGUGGCGAUGGCAGGGUUUUUAACAACCCACAGAUCCUUUUAACAAACGCUCUAUCCGCAGCCAAUGCACCAAGUGAAGCAUUAGAUUAGCACUUUAUUUCUCCAUCCUCUCUGCCACUCUCAUUCCUCUGUUUGAGUAGUAAGUGACUCAAGCAGCACCUCUGUACACCUCCUGCAUGUGCAAUCAACCCGGAGACCCACAGGGAGACUUCCUUUAAUCAAUACUUUUACCACUGUGAGGCAGGUCGAAUCAAGCAGCCAGCCAAGCUAAUGAGUUAUGGGCUAAAUGUUAAUGUAUCCACACAUCUAAUUUCGAUUUGACUCAAAUGAAUGAACUGCUGUUUGAUUAUUCUUUUCUCGCCUACUGGAAGGAAAAUACAACAAAUAUACCAACCAGAACCGUAUACAGUGAUAACUGUAUUGUAUCACAGAAAGCUGAAAAAGGGGCUUCAGCUAUUCGUAAAUGGGGAAAUAUAUAUAUAUAUUUUUAAAUAUAUACUUCCCACUUUUGUGAGUUGAUGUCUGCAGAGAAAAAAAAAGGAAAGGAAGAUGUAAAGAAAAGAAACUUUGCAUUGCAGAAACACCUGCUCAUUGUACAUUAUCCUGUGAUUUACCUGGCAACGAAGUGAAGCUGUAAACAAGUCGAUAUGAAAUAUUGACUCAAAGAUAAUAUGAUUUUAAAAGGAGUGAUAUUGUUAGCUUAAAAAUAGUCCCUCCAAUUCCAAAGUUGGUCGUUCUUCCAUGGUGAUAUAUUCUUAUACAAGCCCACACACAAAGAAAGAAUUAACUCUGAACUGAACAUUUUAAUCACCUUCAAGUUAAAAGAUUAGCCUGUUAGCCUGAACUGAACUGAACUGAACUGAAAUGUGCUAAACUGCUUUCCAUGGAUUGAUUUGAGAUGUGUGACCAGGCCGUCCCUACUGUUGCUUUUGAUGUUGGGAAUAAAUCGCCAUUGUGAUUGGGUUCUUAUAGAUCGGAAUCAAGUAUUUAGUAAAGCUGAGUGAUUGACAAGAAGGCUGUAAGGCAAUCUUUAAUCACAUGUAGAUUUAUGGCAUAGUCAACAUUUUAAAAACUCUCCAAGCUUGACAGUCCACUCCUUGAACGUUGAGGCGGGCUUAACCAGAUGCUAACAGAUUCAUGGCACAGGACACACAUGGCCACGGCUUUUCCCAUCCAGGGUUAUGUAAUGUAUAUCUGCUAAAUGUUGUCAUUAUUAUUACACAAGCAUUGGAUUUAGCGGGGUGAUAUAUGGGUCGAAGGCCUGAGGGGAGGCUUACAUCAGAGAGAGUGCUCAAGCCCUCGACAUCAGCCUCUGUUAUCAGAAGCGCCAUCCCUGUGCCCGUCAUGGAUCAGACUAAUACAUAAACACAGAGGUCUGCUCUUUUUGUCUACUGAUGUCAGGCUCUUUUUGAGGCACUCAGCACUCUGCAUCCACACUUUCAUAGCGGCAACAUAGCUGCUGCGUUUAAUUAAUGUGGCUGAUAUUGGUCAAACCCUCUGAUGCAGUCAACGUUUGGAGUGCAGUACUUGAACAUGCAGAGCACGCAGAGGAGAAUUGGGCUGAAAUUUAAAAGAAAUCAAACACAGACUCGCCAUGAGCCGAGUCUUUGAACCUCAGCUGCUCCCCUCGUGUCGUUACAAUGACUCCCCUUUGGCCUGUCUUUGUUCAUUUUCUUUGCAGCACUUCCAAAGAACUCUGCACAGCACACAAUGAGUGAUAGUGUUGCUUUUAAUUGUUUCUGUUAGGAAUAAAGCCCAAAAGCAUCGUUUUUUAUAUAACCGCACUCAUGGGACAUCCACACUUCUCUUUGUUGUGUGGACGAAAUGUUUAAUUAGGUAGAGUUUCAAAAUGUAUUCCACUCUGUCAUAAAGAAUGUAUGAGCCCCCCGCCUCUUUCUCAUUAAUAAAACACAGUGAGUAUGUAGAUUGGGGGUGAUGUGGUAGUUUACAGUAUUUGACAAUGUCUCUGUGCUACACUCUGACUCUGUAAUUUAAAGACCUGAGCUUUUUUUCUUUUUUUUUAUAGCUUUCAUACAGAAACAAGUCUGAACAUGAGAGCAGGAACCAGUCUGAAUUUGUUCACAUGACUAAUAGGGUUGACUCAGAGGUUUGCAAUGAAGGAGUGUAUUGAACGUAGAGCUACUGUGUGGCAUUCAUCUGCCUAAAUAAUCAUUAAAGGGCUUGUCUAACAGCUAUAAUAAAGUUCCUUCUCCAUCAAUGGAAAGCUUCACAAAUGCACUCAGCACUCAGCAGCUAGCCUCAGCUUUGUAUUGAGCGGUUUGCUGCUCACAGGGCUGUGACUGUGACUGCCUAAUGCUGAGGCAGCGAGCUGCACGGACGCCAACUUGAUAAUGAAUGAUGUCACGACAAAACUGACAGCCGAGCCGGAACAACAGGCUUCAUUUUUGGCUAGCCGUGGUUUGUUGACACAGUGCCCAGAGAGAGAAGGCAUUUUUUGUGCUGCACCUACUGCUGAUCUGGCCACAGAGGAGCGAUGAGACCUGCUGGCUGUUAUCCCGUUGUUGGAAUACAAGCACAGCUCUGAAGGUUGUCUGUUGUGAAAGUUGAACAUUUAACUCUUUACUCUGUCCUCGUUUUACCGCAGUAUAGGUCCUGAAGUGGAAUGAAGAGUGGUGUGUCGUAACUAUAGGUCCCAUAUGGCUCUCUGGUUAAUGGGUCAGCUGUCAUCUCAAUCCUACACACAAUCUGUCCCUCUGUAAAAGCAGGAUCGUAUUUAUAUCCUUGAUUAGAUAUGAAAGGAAACUUCUCCAGCAGAGAACAGCCAGGAAUUGUUUCAAAAUGUACCACACGGCUCAAAGAAGUAGAUGUGUGAAAAACGUGUGAUCAGAUCAAAAGGAGGGUGUUCAGAGAAAGGCAGAAAAGUAAAACAGUGACAGCAACUUUUACUUGAUUUCGGUGUGGUCUGUGUUUGUUUCAAAUGUCUUACAAAAUUACAGCUCAGCAUAGUGCAGGCACGCAGUUAAAAUUAGUUUCUCUGGUUUGUUUUGGCACCAUGGCAACAUCAAAGAUGGUGACAAGCAGAAGCGUAUUAGUUUCAACUUACAUAAGUCCUAUCAAGACAUUGUAAAGCUGUUGUGUUCAAACAGGCAUUUCCUGUGCAUGUUUGAAACUGGUCAUGCACGUCUUUUUCUAGGUGUGAAAGCUUUGUAUGGAUGUGUGUACGAUCGACUCCUCAGAGCUGAUUCACCCAUGACGUGUCCUCAAAUGAAACGGUUUUUUUUGUUUUUAACAGGGCCAGCCCCUUUUUCUGUCAAUAUGUUUCUCUAAUUUGUCUAAAAAAGAAGGCAAGGCAAAAAUGAUCAAAUUAAAACAGUUCCAUUCAACUCCAGGCUCCCCUUUAAGACAGGAUAAUUAUUUUUGCUUCAGUUCAAAAGCUAAGUAGGAGUAGCGCUCCAUUUGUAUUUUUAUCUUUUAUUGCCUGGCUGAAAAUUGUCAGGGUCCCCUCUGUGAUAAAGUUAAGGAAGGAAAUUAACUGUGAAAGCUUUUUGUCAAACUUUUUAUUAUUUUUUUUUCAAUUACACCCACAAUCAAAACUCAAAUGUACUUAUCAGUGGCCACUCUGCACUUACAAGCAAACAGUUUACAAUACUAAAGAGGAGCGGCAGAGCAUGUUUUUGUCUUUUGGUCUAGGAUGGGACAUUGAAUAGUUUCAAAACCCACUUCCUUUAGUAGUGGUUCCUCUGAAGUUGCAUAUUCAGCUUUUGGAUGGAAGCAUCAAUUAGGAUUUCAAACAGAAGGUCAAGGGAAAAGGCCACCUCUGAUGUUGCUUCGCUGGUUGUCACUGCACCAAAGAAUUGCUGAUCUUCUUGUAAAGCACACAGAGGUUCACUGCAAGUGCCUUGACUCUAAAUGAACCUGUGCGCUAACAUUAUCCCUAAGCAAACCUGUGCUUUUCCUCAAAAAUCUGCCCUGAAGACUAAAACAAACAGAGCUUUGUAAUGGAGCGCACACUGAGUCAUGUUUGGAGAGCACAUAUUUAUGUAAAGAUGUUUCUCCUCUCAAGUGUUGUUUGUGCUCCUGCUGUUUGGUUUGUAUACCGUUCACGUGUGUGUUGUUUUCCUUCGUCGUAAAAAUAAGUAAAGAUCGAACUUUUGUGUACCCUUCUUACAGAGUGUGCCCACCUGCUGCUGGCCCACAAUGCACCUGUAAAGGUGAAGAAUGCUCAGGGAUGGAGCCCACUCGCCGAGGCUAUUAGCUAUGGAGACCGACAAAUGAGUAAGUAUCCACCUGAAACAAACUUCACCUCACAGUAACACAUAGACAUGAUGCCAGUCAUCGAUCUGCCAGUUUGGGUUUUAUUUGUUUAAAAACACAGAUAAAGGACAAAAACAAGUUCUGACCAACAGAUGCAGAUCAACAGUUGCCUCUGCACAUUCUUCCACACUGCUGCCUCUGAGCGAGGUCAUGCUGCUGCCCUGCCUCCUUUGUCCCCUCAGAGUGAGGGGACAUUCCUCAAGGCCCUCUGGCUUUGUGCUCUUAUGAAAGGCAAUUCAUUAGAUGUUUCUCUCUCUCCUCAUAGGCCGAUUAUGCUCAAGCCUUCGUUUCGCCUGUUUUCCACCCACAGAAACUCCAAACUUUGCCAAAACUGUUUGGAAGUUUAAAAAGAACUAUUUUGCAAAAGUAAAAGGGUUAUGUCGAUCGUUGCACUAGGUCACUUACACUGUAGACAUUUUCUUAGCUGAAAGUAAUGGAGUAUUAUUAGCACCUGCAGCCUCAUUUUAACAAAUGAAAUAUUUUUCAAAGUGUGCUUGGUCCAGCAUUUUUUAUUCCCCCUUUUAAGUUUUGUUCAGUUUGGUUAAAACUUGUGGCAGGAAUGAGAUACCGAAUACGAGUAUGAAACAGAAUCUCAAGACUACAGGCUUGGCUCAGGUGAUGAAAGUCUAUUGUUUUAAUGUUAUAAAUAUAUAUGUAGUUUAUAUAUAUAUAUUGUCAUUACAUGGUAACUGUCAAGUUCUAGUAUUAUACCAGUCCAUUGGGGGUGGGAGAAAAAAUCGAGACAGCAUAGUAUUGCGAUAUUUUGUCUGGUGAGACAUCGUAUUGUCUCAUUUACCAAGUAUCUAUUUGUCAAAUUAAUUGCUAUUAUGAAGUCAAAUCUAUAAUAAUGGAAAAAAUAAUAUCAAUUUUUUAUCCAGUGCGGUUGGCAGAGGUGACAUCAAAGAGCAGGAGAAAGUUAUUGCAACAAAUAUAUAUAAGGUUUGCAAGAUGUUCUACACGCAAAUAAAAUAGAGCGUAAAAAAGACAAAGAUAAAGGAAAGACAAAUGUUAAAUAAGCUAAACAGUUGAAAAAAUUGUAUUGUAUUGCAAUAUAUUGUAUCGCAAUACUCACGGUAUUGCAAAAUGUUAAAAAUUGCAAUAAUAUCGUAUCAUGGGACCACUAGUGAUUCCCACCCCUACAGCCUUCAAAUACAUCACUGUGGAUCUGAUAAAUAUUUGGACCCAUUCUGCUUGACUGUAUCUGUAAUUCUGCAGAUAACAAGCCAAAAGUUACAAUGCCCCAUUAAGUCAUUUUACAAUAUGGUUUAUAGUGAAGCUGAAAGGCAGAGCUGUGCUGAAAUCUUUCAAACACACUUAAAGUGUGGGGCUGUUAGGAUGAAGAUGUGGGGGCUUACUGUGCAGCCACACAGCACCAGCAGGAAGCAGUCAUAGUAGGGGGGCAGCUUAAGGUGUCACCAUUGACUGCAUCCUUUAAUUAACUCUCUAAUGCCUCUUACUUACCUGACCAGGUUAACAAGUGUUCCUAUUAACCUUGACUUAAUGGCGCAUUAGUUCUCUGCAGUUUGUCUGCGGAGUUGGCAGGUACUCCUUACCUCGUCUAGUCACCAUGUGAUGCAACUGUAUGACACAUUUUGUGUUUUGAGUUUUAUAAGCACACCUCUCACUUUUUCCACACAAAAAACACUGUAUUUUGCUGCUCCAGAUGCCAAAAUGAAAUGUUGUUCCUUUGACACUGCAAAUACUGCAUUAGCGGCUUGGGCCUGAAUUUUGUUGACAUGCAUUCUGGGAACUUGAGAACAUCUCUUACUAAAAAAAUGUUGUGUUGAGUCAGAAAGUCCACUAUCUAGAGGGCCAGUUCUUGCUGUUGGCUGACCCUCUGUGUGUUCUUCGGUGUUGCUCCACAGUACAGGUCGGUACCUCUGUUGUGACAGCCCAGCCUGGAAAUGCUGUGUCUGCAAACCAUGAAAUGAUUACACUUUGUGUUCCCUCUAUAAAAGCUAACCUUGCUGCCAUUAUGACGGUCAGAAACUGACUGUUUUCCCCCCAUUCAGUGCAAUAAAUGUUGAGUUUUUACAGGUUUAGCCCAGCACAGCCCUGCCCAGUCAGAUUGAGCUGAGUCAGUGCAAGGCAAGAGUCUGUGAGGGGAGUGAGGUCCUGAGAGCUUUGCUUGACUUUUAGUUCGGCAAAUGCUCACUGAGCUUGAGAUGUGCUGAAAACUGGAAAAAUAAUCAUAAACUGUCUCGCCUCAGAGAAGUGUAUUUCAAUAGUUGUCUGUAUAUCAUGGGAAUGAGCUGUACCUUUUCUUGGCAAAUAUUUUCUUGAAUGGAGUAAGAAAGGAAAGUUCUGUCACAAUGAUCUCAUUUUGUUAUUUUUAUCCCCCGUUCUGCACUCAUUUCAAUUGAUGUCACCACACUUUUGUCGUGAUCUAACAGAUUUGUCACGUGAUUUGUGUCACCUACAGCUUUUUCAUUUGAAAAAGGAAGAAGACAAAAUGUGCCUCAGAAAUAGAUGGUGUCAUUUGUUUCGCUCAAUAAGAGCUAUUUCUGUCCUCCAUACAGCUGGGUUGUCAGUUUCAGGAGCUGCUUUUUAAGGGUGUUGCCGUCGUGUUUUUGUUUAUUCAUCAGGGAACAGCUUGUUUGCCAUUGCUUGCCCGGUUCACGAAUUAAAAACCAUACAUAUUCUGACCAUUUCAUGAAUCAAAACUCUGAAAAGAGAAAGUUUUGUCUUUUGAUAGAUAUUUUCCUCAUAUUAUAAAGAGAUGAGGGGGAAAAAACAUCAGAUCUGAGCAUUUUUUAGUAUCAUUCUUACAGUUUUAAUGACUUGGUUGAAUUGAAAGGUUUGGAUCCUUUCUGAGCAGUGUUGCUCGUCCUCAAAACAUUUAACCAUUCAUUUUAAAAGCCGGUUUUAGUUCCUAUUCAGACUUUCACAGCUGUCCAUCCUGCGUAUUUAGUUUUAUUGUCAUUUAGUUGUCACUGUUUUGACUCCUCUGAAAUGUCUUGGAAAAUGAGUUGGCCAUGGCUCAUUAACUUUGAGACUACUGCAAACAGAUUGGCCUGCUAUCUGUUGUCUGCCUGUUGAACCGUGUACCAGUGUCAGUCCUGACUGCUUACAGAUCUAUCAGCAAUGAGGUCUGGGGCCUAGUCGGUGGAUAGAAGCAAUUUGUGGGGAUUUAAAAGCAAAAUUGUCCUGAAAGCGUCCAUUUUCAUUAUUGUGCGGAGGUAACAUUAAUGAGAUCACUCACCUAAUUAAUGCCAGAAAAGUGCCCUAAUCAGUGUCUGGGUGAGUUAGCAGCAGCAUGGAGAGUCAGCUCAGGUUAGUGUUAAAGCAGUCAGACUCUCAGCCUGUGUUGGCUGGGUGGUCUGUGUCCAGAUGGUGAGAUUGUACUUUUUUUCCUUUGGUCCCACUGUGAGGCGGUGAGGAUCAGGAGGAGCCCCGUCCAGAGCUUGUCCACACUCAUUAGGCAGCGCGGCCACAGAGACACCCAUGGUUCUGUGUUUGUGUCUGUGUCUAUUGGCGCGUGUGUCAUCUUGUUUAUCAGUGCGUGCCGGUUCUUUCGUUUGGCCUUGUUUCACCGUCACAGCUCCCUCUGUGCUACCUCACAGGGACCACCACUAAGACAAUAUGAUUAGCAUGUUUGUGUAUGUCCACUCACCACAUGGAGCACAGAAGCUGCCUGCUAAUGACGAUGCCUUGUGUCCCUAAACCUUUUAGUCAUAUUGGAAUGUGGGGCAGUCUUGGGCGUGCUCGCUAAAUAUUUUCCGAAUUACUUUUUCCAUUAGUUUAUUAGCGGCACAAGUAUGUCAUCGUUCAUCCCCAUCUGGCUUCAUCAAAGCACCAUAAUUGUGUCAGUGGGCGUUGAUGCUCCACUCCCUUUAUAAACAGUAAAUAACGAUGGAAUAAAUGCUGACCAAUUUGCUGUGGAUCCUCCUUUUUUUCUAGAUCCCUUACAGCCAAUGAGCUAAAUUGCUUUGAAUGCUUAUUAAUGUGACCCACUAUGGUUAAAAGACUCCAGUGAGUGUGUCUCUCCCCUAGGUCAUUAAGGAGGUUAAAGGCGCAGCUCAUUAGCAGGCAGCUCCAUAUCUGGUAGGCUCCUUCUCUUUGAACUUCCUGGAACGUUUGGAUCCCUGCAGGCAGGGUGCAGGGAUCGGUGUGAUGCAGGCGGGAGUGCCCCAUCUGGCCCCAGGAAGUCAGCAUAUCUCUGUACCUAAAUUCAGCCUUACUGUAGACUGCAUGAUCUUUGCCUUAAGCAUGUGUCAUGGUAGCUAAGAUUUGCAUAAUGAGGCUGCUCCUGUGAUAACAGAGGUGAUUUACAGUAAACCCAUGAAGGAAAUAUAUGCUCCUGUAAAACUUCAACUUUAACCCUCAUACUGACAUAAUUAGAGCAGCAUAAUCAGGGCAGUCUCCUCUCUCUUUAGUGCAGCAUGAUAAUUUGUGACCUUAAAUAGUGGUUUCAGUUCUUUAUAUUGUGCUGCAGUAGGUUUGUCAGUUUUUUUAGGUGUGGCUAAUGUUUGACUGCUGCCUGUUCACAUACUUCCGUCUCUAUACAGAUGUUUAUAUUUUAUAUUUCUUGUGUCAUCUAAUCAUGAUUAGAGACAAUUUGUCUUCCACGUCAUCUAGAGUGGGUUUGGCAAAACAUAAAAAACAAGAGGGGUGGGAGAAAAAAAACGACUCACAUAAGUAUCGGGAUUUUUAUGUUGUACAAUCUUUAAAUCGAUCUUUAUGUUCAACUGCAGCGGGGUGACGCAGCUCAAGUAAGAACAUUUAUGAUGAUUACUUCAUGGAAAUGCAAUCAGCGGUGCAAAAUGAUUAAUAUGGUGAUGAUAGUAAUGAUCAUAAAUGUUUUGCUAUCUCUGUAUUGCUAUCUGUGGUCUUUUCUAAAGUUGGUAACUAGAAAAGCAAGCAGUCGGCAACAUUCAUCUCUUGACGGGGUGUCUAACUCUGUGUUACUGUGUGUUUGACCCUAACUUAAUUUUUGGCCGGAAUAUCCCUUUAAGAAUAAAUCUUAAAAACUGACUUACAUGUGAUGUGUAAUUUUUAGGGAAAUAUGGUUCCUGGAAUAGUCAGUAGACAAAUAUAAUCAUUCAACUGUUUUACUGGUGUUAAAAAUGCAUACUAAAACUCGAGAAAAUCGACUAUCAUAGAAUCGCAAUUUAAAUCGAAUCGGCAUCCAAAAAAAUCAUAGAAGAAUCUAAUCGGGGGAAAACCAUAUUGUCCCAGCCCUAAGAAACAUAGUGUGGAUUGAGUUGAUGUUAUAGUAAAUGCAAAAGCUCAAUCAGAGAAAUUCACAGUCCCCUGUAAUGGGAGAAUGUGGCAGCUCUAUGAUAGACUUUUGAACUGAUUUCUCUGGGGGUAGGGGAUGACCCUCUUCGGUCCUUGCUUAUUUUUUCCUCAGCUGUAAAAAGCUCUCUUACUGUUUUUGCUCUGGUCUUACAUCUUUCUCUGUGUGUUUCAGUCACGGCACUUCUGAGGAAGCUGAAGCAACAGUCCAGGGAAAGUGUGGAGGACAAGAGGCCCAAGCUGCUGAAAGCCCUAAAAGAAGUAAACUCACUUUUCUGAUCUGUUCACAUUAACAGUAUUUCUGCUGCUGCUGCUGCUCUUCAUAUCUUCAGUUUUUUUCUCUCUCUCUUCAUCAGAUCUCCCUACAUUUAAUUCUACUCACAUCUAGCUCUCUUUUCAUGUCAUCUUUUUUUUUUCCCGACUUUGCAGUCAGCGAAGCGCAUACGCACAGAGUCAGCUAAAACAGAUCCACUCUCGCAAAUAAGCAAAAUUUCCUCCCAGACGUGGGUCAAGUUUGUUAUUUACAAAUUACUGUCAUCGCAAUAAUACAGCAAUGCCACAAAGACACCCAGCAGUGUCAACAAGUCAGACUGAAAGAUGCAGGGUUUAGGGCUAAAUGACACCUCGCAGUUUUGCAGCCGCCUGGCCUGACAUCAUAAGUGUACACACGCGAUGUAAACCGAGCGGAGGCACAGUUAUACUUAAGUGUUUGUUAUGGCUGUCGGCCUUUGUGUCACGAAUUUAUCAUCCUGUAAGUAUUUAGUCAUGAGCUGAUUGGCUUAUAUAUUUUUAUCGUCAUUUUAUGUGGUCAAAGCUCACUAAAGAUUCAGCUUCUUUUAGUACAUAUACCCCCAGAGUCUUAAAGUUCAAAUCGUCUCACAUUUGGCCCGGAUUGUGUUCGCAACAAGGGUAUUCCCUCCCUGGAUGACGAUGCUGAGGUGUCAGGCAUGUGAUAUUUAUUAACACUCUUAAAAGUGAUAUAGCUUAGAGAAAUGAGGAUCUCUCACCAGCCUGACAUUAGAACCGAAGGCCAGAUUGGUAAAAUCUGUCCACACCUUCCUGCUUCCUAACAGGAUAAGACUAAUCAAGGCUUGUCUCAUUAUGCUUUUGUUGGACAUGUUAACCAGGAGACUUUGGUGCUGUAUUUUUAUUUCAUAUUCUGCAAAGGACUCCUGCAUAGUGUUUGUAAAAUUGUUAAGGCUUCUUUUUUUCCAGUGUUGUCUCAGAUGAAGAUAAAAACAACAGGAUAAAUGGCCCUUCAUUUCACUUUUGUCUUCUGUCUUUGCAGCUCGGAGACUUCUACUUGGAGCUUCACUGGGACUUCCAAAGUUGGGGUGAGUCAGACAUCAUCUCCUGCUGUCUUACUAGACUUUUGUUAUCAUUGUCCAUCAGGAAGUAAACCAAACUCCAAAAAAAUAAAACCUCUCAUACUGACAAGAAAAUAAGAUUAUCUGAGUUUCUGUUGACGGACUUUGACGUCAGGAGUCACAGCCUGAGAACAACAACCCUCUUGCUGAACACAAACUGACACUCUGUCUCCCAGUUUGUUAGACAGUGCGUUUAGUGAUGACGUCAGCAACAUCUGCUGAGACCAGAAGCCGAGUUUGUUCCCCGGUGUCAUUUAAUGUAACUGUGUGCUGCUGGUAAAUAAAUACGUCGAGCAGAUGAUGCGGGACUGCAGAUCACAUGUUUUCACUCACUGUGGUGCAGCAUUUGCUGAGUCUGCUCAAGUCUGACCCCAGUGUGAGCGCCAGGACUGGAUUCUGUGAACUCAAUGUGUUUGUGAAUUAUUGACGAUGUGGGCAAGAUUAUGUAAUCGAAGCAUGGUAGCAGAUAAAUGUAAACCGGUUGUGUAAUCGUACAUUUGUAAAUGGCAGCUGUCUUAAAGCAGAAGACUUAAGUGUAGUAACAGUGGUCCUAAAAUGUCAUUGUGUUGGAUAGAAAGCCAAACUGUUUAGUGCUUUGUGUCAUCCUCAGAGCUUUAAAAAUACCUCUUUAUAUAAGACAGAACAACAAAUACCUCCUUGCUCAGUGUGGUUUAACCAAGAGAGGACUGAGUUAUUAAAGAUUCAGCUGCACAACUUUAUCACUUUAUGUACCAACUCCAGUCUACAGAGCUAUAUGCUACCAAGGCUUUGAGGGCGUCAGUGAUUUUCAUUAUUGAGUGUGCUUUCUAAAUUUAGACGUUGUUUCACAUUUUCUCACUGUUUUGUUUUAUGUUGCAGUGCCUUUGCUCUCCAGAAUCCUGCCUUCAGACGCCUGCAAGAUCUACAAGCAAGGCAUCAACAUCAGGUAAGUCCCACCUACUAAUGCGAACGUGUGAUUUCUGCAGGGAGAUAACACAGCUUUUUGUUGUUUUUAAAAACUGUUUUUACAGAAGCACAUGGUAUUUAGGAUAUAUUUAUGAAUGUGUUAUGUUUCCCUGCACAUGUCAACCUCCUUCCUCCUUCCAUCCUUUGCAGUAUUUUCCUCCCUAUCCAUUCACUCAGCCUUGUGUGGUUAACACGGGUGUGUAAUCAGAGCCUGACAUAUUGAUGAAGCUGAGCAGCAGUGUCGAUCUUUUACUUCUGUGUUUCUAUUUCAAUCAGAGCAUCACUGAAGGACAGUUAAAAGAGUAUAUUCUGCUUCCUCUUCCUCUCACAAAAGGCAUCAGCAAAAUUGGUCACACUCUGACUUAUGCUGACAAAACGGUGAACCUGCAGUGAGAAUCCAGUGAGAAUGCUGCGUAAAAUCGUCCUGUGGGGGAAAAAAGCUAACUCCAGGCUCUCACAGAUGGGGCAUAUGCACUCGUUGACACGGAGAUAUGAGUUUUAUAACAGGGUCACAUAUGCAACAAACAAGCUCAGAGCCUUACUAAGUACUUACACAGAUUCAUCUGGAAUUGGAUGUGAUAAAAUAAUUACUCUCUCUUUGAAAAAUCAGAGCUGAGAGUAUACAAUAGUUGUGUACUGCUCCUGCAUGAGAUAUCCCUGAUGUGGAACUCUUCAUUAUUCUCUGAAACUGCUCCUGGCUGUCUCAUUUGGUAUUCAAAAUGUCCGCUUAUUAUCCCCGAGCUGCAGGGAGAAACAGAGAGAAAGAGUGUGUAAGAAACAAAAAAAAACUGUCACAGCAUGUUCAUUUACAUUCUCCUGCUACGAUGUGUCAGGCCUGUCAUACCUACCCACAGCACCUACCACUUUGUGUCUGUCCUCACAAACACAUUAGCGAUUCUCUUUGCUGUCACGCCUUAUUUCAGGACUACUCACUUUCACGAAGUUCAAAAAAAGAUUCUUGAAACACUUUGUUGGUCUGCCAUGGCAAUGAUUACCAUAAACAUUGUCUCUAAACUUUCAGGGCAAAGGUGUGACGCUCAUUGCGCUUUUUUUCACUCCCACUUUUCUGUGCAAGUGUCUGAUGUUAAACUUCAUGCAACCCUAUUGCUGUCUUACUAUUUCCUGUUUUACUAUCAAUUAUACAUCAACAAUGCCAACUCUAUAUGGGCUUCUUUUCUGUGUGUACAGAUUGGACACCACCUUAAUAGACUUCACAGACAUGAAGUGUCAGCGUGGUGACCUGAGUUUCAUCUUCAAUGGCAAUGCCAUCCCCUCAGAGUCUUUUGUUGUGCUGGACAACGAGCAGAAAGUCUACCAGCGGAUACACCAUGAGGUAAGUUAGACACUUGCUAAUAUUACAUGGACUAAAGACUCCCUAGCAUCCCCUGGUGUUUGAAACAUGCAUCACCAACAACACUUGGAGCUUCAACUGAAAAUAACUGAAUCACAUAAUGAUCAGUCAGUGAUUUGAUUUAUUUAUAUGCAAUAACUUUCUUAACUCAAUUUUUUAUCUAUGAAACAUCUGGAAAUUGCUUCACUGUUUCUCAGAAAUGUGCAGAUGCCUGAUUUAUUACAACCAACUGUUCUGAAGUUAAACGUGUACAUGAGACAAAAAACUGAGCUAAAACUAGGAGACUAGUGUUAUUUUUGCCUCAAAAUGUCCAUAAGGGAGGCUUAUGAUCUUGAAAUACCUGCAUUUUUGGAUAAUUGACCUAAUUUUUUUUAACUUUUUUAUUCAAGAGAAUAAUAGAUUGCCACUUAUCCUGAUGCCAAAGGUUAUGCUUUUUUCAAAGCCAAACCCAGAACAGUAAAACUAAACUCAGAUCAGGUUUGAUGGUAUUAAUAUUGCAGCAAUAUUUGUGUUCAGUUUUUACUGUUAUUAAGAAUUCAAAAUUUGACUGUGAAUGUAUGUCUGCACAUUUUUCUCCUGACAAUUUCUUUUUUCAGCUACACCGAAAUCCUUCAUCAUUAGAACCUCCUAAACAAAAAUCUUCAAUGACUGACAUUUCCUUAACUAACUAGACUGAGUGUGUUUUACCAAAUAACCUUGGGGAAAACUUUACAGCUUUGCAAACUCGGAGACAUAACUACAUGAAUUAGAUGCCCCAAUGUUUGAUUAAAUGAUGCAACUUUUAUCUAAAUGCUCUGGGAAAAUCUGUGUUUAAGGUGGUUUUCACAUGUGGAGCCCUGAAUGAUCGCAGAAAUUCUUUACUCUCAAAAAGAUACAGCACCCCCUCUAAUCUGUGUCGAUUCAUUGAUUGUUUCUAACAAUGGUUUGUAUUUUCAGGAGUCAGAGAUGGAGACAGAAGAAGAAGUUGAUAUUCUGAUGAGCAGCGACGUGUACUCCGCCACACUCUCCACCAAGUCCAUCACCUUCUCCAGAGCACAAACUGGCUGGCUGUUCAGAGAAGACAAGACGGUUGGUCUUUGUUGUUGUUGUUGAUCAAUAGAUGUUGUUAUAAUUAUGAUUUCUAUCAUCACCGCUGUUCAAGGUCAGCUGUGGGUCACAGUGUUUGACUUGUAAAAGAAUAUUGAUACCUGUAUUUUUUAGCUUGUUUACGACUGUCAACAACCCAGAUGGAUCUACCAUUGUCCUGACCUUUUCAUGUUCUGCAGUCUUGUUUUGUAUUAUAAAUCAGGUGGAUGUGACACUCUUCCUUUGGCGUCUCUCUCUGAGGGGACUUAUCUAUCUUUUUCCUGUACUCCCUUAGGAGCGUGUGGGAAACUUCCUGGCUGACUUCUACUCUGUCAACGGCUUGGUGCUCGAGUCCAGAAAGAGAAGGGAGCAUCUGAGUGAGGAGGACAUCUUGAGGAACAAAGCCAUCAUGGAGAGCCUGAGCAAAGGAGGGAACCUCAUAGAGCAGAAUUUCGAGGUGAGCCGGGCAUCGAAUACACAUGAGUGUCACUUGUUAUUCAGCAGCAGUGAUGCGAGUAAGAAGAGAGAGAGAGCUGUUCUAUGAUUGAAUCAAAUUAACAGCUUCCCGGAUCAUCACACGUGAUGUGGUUACAAGGUUUAUAGGGCCUCAUGGAGCAUCAUAUCCCUAACAUCCUGCUAUGGAUUGUUACAGAGCACACAUGGAUGCUGAAACCAUGAUAUGACACAGGAGAAGAUAAUGUUUUUAUGCACUGUAGCUCAGUCUUGUAUUUUCAAUCUGUACAUCAUAAGUGAGUCAAGUUUCUUAAAACUAAAAGAAAAUAGUUUGGAAACUAUGAAACAAAAGGAACAAAAAUCACUGACAGAAAAUGUCUUUAUUUAUAUAACUGACAUAGAGAAUGGUCUGCUUUCUUUUUCGUAUUCAUACCAUUGGCUGUCUUUGUAAUAUAUUGAAGUCAUACUUGUUUGGAUGCCUCUGUGUGACUGUUUGGCCAAUCAGUGAUCAGUUCUGCAAACCAGGACCAAAUAGUUCCUCGGUUUUCUGACUGUACAAGUAGAGCAAGAACUCUUUAAGACUUAAAACUAUCCUGCAUGAGCCUCACAUAAACUUUAGCUUCAUUUUUUAUUCUCUUGUUCGAAAGUGAAGUCCUCCUUUUGGGAUAAUUGUUCUGUCUGUGCUGAUGAUUAUUUGUGACCAGUCUGUUCAUGUCAUGUGGGUUAAACGUUGGUUAAACUUGGUUCGCUGCCUUCUUGGAGGUUUUCUUUGUAGAAAACAUAAAAAAAAAUUGAUGGCAAGUGACGCGCAGCUGUACAGUCACAGCAACUAUCCAAGUUUCAAGGCAUUCUGUGACUCCAAAGAGAAAGCACUGCUCUGUGGAUGAAUACCUGUGUACUUAUACCUGCAGCAUAACCACCAGUCCAGCCCUGAAACUGUCCUGUCUCGCUGGAACCUUGGGGUAGGACAUGACUCUCAGCCUAAAUAAACCUCACAGUUCCCACUACCUUAUCUGUCCAAAGAUAAAUCCUGUAGAAACAGCAUGGACCUCCUGCCAGACUCUGUCAGUCAGCUCUGCAUGGUUUAUUGAGAAAUUCCUGUCUGACUUCCCUCCAUGUUGCUUUUAAUGAUGUUUUAUUCAUUACAGACAUGGAAUUAAAACAACCUCUCCUCUCUGUCACUGCUACUGUACUGUAUGUGAGAUAGGUCCACCACUCCCCUUGUCCACCAUGCAUGGGUGUUCAGUCCGAGCACUGCCACCCUGUGGUGAAAGCUGCAAAGCUGCACUUUAUCCACAGAGAUGGUUCUCCCUCUCACCAUUCCCCUUAUCAUAGUAUGUUCCAGAGUUUGCCUCCCGAGCCUUUGUCUAAACAUUUAGCAUAGAGGCAGCCGCACAGUGAAGACAAAGCCCUGUAGCAGUCAAUAGAUGUUUUGUGUCGACUCUCUUAUGUUCUGUGGCGGGGCUUUGUCCCAUCGGUGUCCGCGGUGUCUCUCACUCUGUUUGCACUUGUUUAAAUCAGUGCACACUCAUCUUGACAUUGAACCAGCUGUGUUUCAGAGGGUAUCCAUGUGGACAACCCAGAGGGGGAAUGAUACAUGGAGGUUGGUAAGAGGAAAGUAAGCAGCUGUGGUGACGUAGCCGUGUUUACCACAGUGAGGGGGAGCAGUUUUGCUCCCCGCCCGUGGACAUAGGAAAGUGUGGGGGGAGGAAUUCGAAAAGGGCUCGACACUAUUGAUCACAUGGAUGAAGGCUAAAACCCCUGGUGCCAUGGAAUGAUAAAGGGGCGGGACUGGCAUACCAGCAGGCCAGGGCCUCAGCUCUGGCGUGUGUACUCUGUCCUCGUCACAACAACACGCCAGAGCUGAUACACGCAGCGUGAGAGAGAGUGUACUUCACAAGGCCACAGUCCACAGUGAAAACAUUAAAAACAUUUCUGUCAUGGCUGCAGUGUUAGUGGGGAUGAGGAUGUUGUAUUCAUUUUUAUUCGCAGUGAAAACAGUUGACUCUUGGCACAGCCGGCGUCUCGUCUGCUACUACAUUUAUCCACAUUAUUCUGCCCUAGUUAACCAUAUUUAACCAUAGCUUUCAGAUAGAGGUCAGCUGAUGUUCUGUUCAAACUUUGGCAAGAUCAGCAGCUUAAUUUCAGGAGAACUUCUGUCUAAGGGGGCGCAGGAUGGGACUCAUCCCUGUUCGUUUUCAGGACCUUAGGGGACAGAUAGCAGCUUAAAAUAAAUUGUCACCCAAUGAGGACUCUCGGUUUAUUCAGGAAGGCCAAGCUGAGUCAUUUUCCUGAGGAUGUUUGGAUGAUUUUUAAUGAGGGGCAAAGUGUUCCCUCCAAAACACCCAGAUACAGAGAAGAAGGUCUCAUUUAAUGUUGCUUUGCCACGGGGUAGACUCUCAGUGGAUUGUAGAGAAUGAUCGCUGAUGUAAAUAAAUUGAAUAGACCUUUUGUUCUUGAAUCUUCCUGUAAAGAAGAGUCAAACUGAUUUCACUCCCAAUGCUGACUGACUGAUAAUCUUUUGGCGACAGAAAACAAAGAGCCGAGUUGUUCAGCCUCAGUUUGUAAAGCUGAGGUGACCUGAGGAGGAAUAGACAAAAGCUUUUCAGUGUGAAUGCAAAAAGGGGUCAAGAGGAAAUCACUGCCGUCACUAACCUGUAGUCAUUCAGUUUAAAGGCUUGUGUCUCUGAGAGGCUUAGUAGGCCAAACAGAGGUAACUUAGUGUUUGGUGAUGUGACAGGGCCCUCUAGUGGCUGAGCUCGUGCAUGUCAUAUCACAGAUGGAGCACAGAUAUACUUGGUAGAUUAUCCUCAAUGUUACCCAUUUUGUUUUGUCUGUCAUCUCUGUGAACUUGGAACUUUGUUGUCUAUGUGGAUAAGUUUGUAAGUUUUGUGAUGAUUUAGUCAACCUUGAAUCUUUCUUGUCUUUGUGUCCUCUUCCAGCCGGUGCGGCGGCAGUCUCUGACUCCUCCUUCACCUAACACUAUAUCCUGGGAAGAAUACAUCACUGCUGACAAUGGAAAGUAGGUGUCUGUGUUAAUGUAAACUUCCUUUUUGAGCUUUUACAGGCUUAACUUUUAAAGGAAAAUGUCACAGUAAUAGAUAUAUCAGGCUUGAAAAUUGAGCAACAGUUGAGUCUUAUUAAAAAGAUAAGAAACUGAUUGAAACUGCUCACUCAUGUCAGUACUUAGCACAUUGUUUGUUGAUACCAAUGUCUGACUGUAUAUUUAUAAUCUAUCUUGUUUCAUCAAUAUUCACUCUCUGAUGAUAGGAAAUGAGUUCAAUGAGGGUAACUGUUUCCAUAGAAGCUCAUGAACCCAUCUUUUCAAGCGGCUCCACUUCAUCUGGCAAAUUUCUGCAUAAAACUGUUAACUCUUUCUAACAUGAUUUACACUCUAACAGUUUGAGGGUUCGUUUUUUUUUUCUCUGCAGAGCUCCUCAUCUAGGGAGAGAGCUGGUCUGCAAAGAGAGCAAGAAAAACUUCAAAGCCACGAUAGCCAUGAGUCAAGACUUCCCUCUGGGCAUUGAAUCGUAAGUCUUCACUUUAAGUUGGAAUCCACGCUGAUUUUUUUAAAAGCAGGCUGCUAAAAUCCCUCCUGGCAUGUGCACAGUGGUGAUAAGACAGGAUGUGACUUCAUUUGGCUAAGUAAUAAAAAACGAUUUUGUGUGUGUAGGAGUUAAUAAUUCCCUUCAUAAAAGUGCUUUGUUUCUUGUGUUUCUGCUUUGAAAAGCUUUGAACUCAUUUUUAAAUUACAUAAUCUCUGGUUGUUUGUGUGUUGACAGAGUGUUACGAGGACACUUGGCUAGAAAGCUUUGAAUUUUUACCUGUUGAUUCAAGUUAAAGAUUAAGAAAUCUACAAAAUGCUUUAAAAUCCAAGAUUGAUGUUCUUUAACCAGCAAUUGUCAUUGUAUGUAUUUCAGCUUUAAGUUCAUUUGUUUCCAGCCUUUAUCUUGUCCCUUUGUGUUUCAGGUUAUUGAACGUUCUUGAGGUCAUUGCACCCUUCAAGCACUUUAAUAAACUCAGGGAGUUUGUUCAGAUGAAGCUCCCCCCUGGCUUUCCUGUCAAACUAGGUAAGCAGAUAUGUUACAAACAACCACACCAUGUAAGACUGAUUAACAAAACACUCUAUGUGCGAUUAGUAAACCUAAAGCUGUUUUGGAAGUACAAAACCCAAUGAAGCUUGGAAGAUGUGUGAAUCGUAAAUAAAAAUGGAAUACAAUGAUUUGCAAAUCCUUUUCAACCCAUAUUCAAUUGAAUAUACUACAAAGACAACAUAUUUAAACUAUAUUUAAACACAUUUAUCACAAUUUCCCAACUUCAAUGGAAUUGGGUUUUGUAUUUUGCAGUGUUUCCAUUUUUUUCUCCUCCUUCAAAAUAAAAGGAAAAAUCCUGCAGAGAUGAGUUGGAAGCAUGCCUCACUUGUUAUUCUGCUCAUGUCCAUUUGCAGACAUCCCUGUCUUUCCUACGAUCACAGCCACCGUGACCUUUCAGGAGUUCCGCUAUGAUGAGUUCGAUCAGUCCAUUUUUACCAUUCCCAACGACUACAAGGAAGACCCCAGCCGCUUCCCAGACCUUUAACCCCUGACACUAGAAGAGGAAAUAUAGGCAACAUGAUACUAUGAAACAACUUUUAAAGUCUGUGUGUGUUGGGGGGCAGCUUUGGGGGUCUUAUCCCUCUGCAUAACGGGAAACAAGACUUCUAAUUCGGCAAGACAAAAAUUCUUCAUCUUCAUCAUCAGAGUGGCAGUGGCAGAGGGGUCGACAUCUCUUUCGCACAAAUAAGUGUUUUGCAGUGUACUGUUGCAGGGUCUUACUCUUAGUUUCAAAUUUGGUGAUGGAGCCGAGGCAGUGAGUGCAAAUAUCUUGUAUCUGAGAGCCUGUAAAUCUCGUCAGUGAAAGGGCAUUGAGGAUUAAAGGAGUAACAGCAGAGCAGGUGAGUUCUCUGCAUCUGGAGUUCAGACAGGCAGCCAGUUUCAGUGAUGCUUUGUAUGUAAGUAUGUAAGUAAUGUUUAUAAAGGGAACGUCUUCUACCUGACCUGUAGUAAAGCACUGACAUUACCGUGUGACACAUUUUGGGAGGAAUUCCACCAAAACUGACUUUUAAAGUUAUUUUUCACACUUUUGUAGGGUUUAAAAAGAAUAAGUUUCCGUUUAGAGGUUUUAAAUCUAUAAAAUGUUGGAUUGUACAUGUACACCUAUUACACAGGUGUGGAGAGAGGAACAUUCACAGUUUUUUACUCUUAUUAUUUACCAUUAUUAAAUUCAGAAUUGCUUCCAAAGAUGUUCAGCAAAGAGUUCACAAAGCUGUUGUUCAGUUUUGAAAAAUGAUAAGUGAAGCGGUCUCUUUUGUAGAUUAAAAAUCUAAAGACCUGUUUUUGCUGAGUUCCAUUUAAAAGCUGCACAUUGUAAGAUUGUGUGUGUGUGUGCGCGCGUGUGUGUGUGUUUUAACAUUAAAUUUCAUGGGCAUGGAGUAGCAUCACUGAAACUCUGGGCACUAUUCAGAUCCACUACAGUGACUCCACUGACUUCAGAGACACUUACUUAGUGAUAGUCAGCCCGAAACCCUGCAUUUGAAUUGUAAUGGUUUUAUUUGGGGCAUUUCGAGAAACGCUGCAAAUCUUCUGGUACCACAGUUUGCUCUUUCUUUGUAUGAGUGGUAGCAAGUAUACCGGUAUGUUAAAACAUGUAUGCCUUUUGUUUCUUACUUAGUAACCCUUGUAAACUAUGUAACAAACUGUACAAUCCAUCUUGAAGAAGAAACCUGGGGAUUGAUAACUAAGUAGAAAAUGGAGAGUGAAUAAAUGAUUACAUGUUCAUGCCAUUUUUACACGUAACAAGAACCAGGCUUUCCCUGCACAGUAUGUAAAUACAGCUUUGUACUUUCUGUUGUCUUUUUGUGUGCUGUGAGUUCAAGAUGUCCUCUACGGGACAGGAGGAGAGUUAGGGAUUUUUUUGUUUAUGUCACGUCAGUUUAUUUUAAUUUGAGGGUUUCUUGUUUGUAACAUGUUGGCAGUAGCUAUUUUGUACAUACUUGUAAUGUUUUAAAGAAACAAUGAAUCUCUUAA